Messenger RNA from Hyaloperonospora brassicae, 831 nucleotides. NCBI's taxonomy places the organism in Eukaryota, Oomycota, Peronosporomycetes, Peronosporales, Peronosporaceae. The record is from the annotation of a GenBank genome assembly.
AUGCGAGUGCUCCGGGUCCGAUGCGUUGACGAUGGGCGUGAACUGUUUCUCGAGCGCUCGGGCGCGCAGGCAGACCGCAUUCGCGUGGCUGAGCUAAAGCAGUGGAUACUACAGCAACGACAGCAGUUGCGUGGAAACGCUGCGAGUCCAUUGCGUCUCGACGACUGUUUCGUGCUCCUUCGCGGCCAAAUUGUCGCCGAUCCAGACGUACUGGACUUGAACACGCUCUUGCCAUCGGAUUUCUUCCUCGUGGCCAUGGGCUUUCCAGCAGCCGCAGUAGCUCAAGCUCUUCGACAAAGUCACAACGACCUCACGCAAGCGGCUUUGCUGCUGGUAGAAGGCAAAGUGUAUGCAGUGGCUGAGCAGAAAGGAUCGAAGGCCAGUGAGGCGACGACCAACUCGAGUGCGCGGCAGUGUCCAUCGUCUCCGCUUGGACACUUAGUGCAUGACGAAAACAUGCGAAAGCUACGGACACUGGCAGCAACGAACUCGUUCGAGGCGUUGCUGCUGUUGAAAGACCAGUUUUCAUCAGAGCUGCUGAAUCAGCUGAAUGAAAACCCGGUGGCGACGCUGCAGCUCCUUCUACUCCCCGCUUCUGCUACAAGUUCGCCUUCCGUUGAGGGUGAGGUAAUAGACUGCAGCAAUGAUGCGGUUGAUUCUGAAUCUGGACGCAAGGUGGCCAUAGCUGCAAGUAGCAGUAUGAAGGCUGACGCAGUGGAGCGGCUUGUCGCGAUGGGCUUUGCUCGGGAUCUUGUGGAGAUGCUGUUUGAAUCGUGCGGCGGUGACGAGCAACUGACAGCACACGCGUUGCUGCAGACGUUGGAAUCAUGA